Molecule: messenger RNA, 410 nt
Organism: Hipposideros armiger (great roundleaf bat)
Lineage: Eukaryota; Metazoa; Chordata; Mammalia; Chiroptera; Hipposideridae
Gene: UQCR11
Product: ubiquinol-cytochrome c reductase, complex III subunit XI
Exons: 3
Coding region: 60-227 (55 amino acids)
Biological process (GO): mitochondrial electron transport, ubiquinol to cytochrome c
Cellular component (GO): mitochondrial inner membrane
Source: RefSeq, a predicted model, not a curated record
GCGCAAUGCGUCCGCCCUAGGGGGAACCAGGGUCACCCUGAGCUACAGACGGCGCUGCGAUGCUGAGCAGGUUCCUGAGCCCGCGCUACCGCGAACUGGCCAAGAACUGGAUUCCCACCGUGGGCAUGUGGGGCAGCGUGGGUACCAUAGGGCUGGUGUGGGCCACCGACUGGCAGCUGAUUCUUGACUGGGUGCCCUACAUCAACGGCAAGUUUAAGGACAACUAAGCUUAACCUCCUUGGAUCCCUCUGGUUACUGGUGGUGAUGCCUGCUGCAUCUGAAACAGCAGGAGCCCUCAGCAUAGACCUCAAGGAGAUCCAUGGCAUGACAGGACUUUGUAGUCUCUGAUAAUAACUUUGAUGUGAGUGCACACAGCAUUAAACUUCACUCUGAAACCUGCCCCGCCUGGA